Cladocopium goreaui is the source of this 957-nucleotide messenger RNA. NCBI's taxonomy places the organism in Eukaryota, Dinophyceae, Suessiales, Symbiodiniaceae. The record is from the annotation of a GenBank genome assembly.
AUGCCGGCUACGGCGCUGGAGGAAAAAGAUGGAAAAACACAGGGAGAUGAGAUCAAGUUCGCCACCUCCAACGAGAGCAAGGCGGUUUCCACAGCUCCUCCCGUCUCGCUGCAGCAGUGGGCGCAGGGCACCGCUGAAAGGCUGCCAGCUUUGGCGCAGCUUAGUGGGUCGGUGGUGGUCAUCAAAUACGGCGGCGCGGCCAUGGUGGAGAGCCCGGAGCGCACCAUGCGCGACGUGGCGGCGCUGGCUGCCAUGGGGCUGAAGCCGGUCUUGGUCCAUGGAGGUGGUCCCGAGAUCAACAGCUGGCUGGCCAAGGUGGGCAUCGAGCCCAAGUUCGUGCGCGGGCUGCGGGUGACCGAUGCCGAUACCAUGGAGGUGGUGGCUAUGGUCCUGAUGGGAAAGGUGAACAAAGGCAUAGUGGCCACAAUGGGAGCAGCCGGCGUCUCUGCCGUAGGCCUUAGUGGUGUGGAUGGAGGUUUGCUUCAGGCGAAGAAGGUGGACGAUGAGGAGCUGGGUUUCGUGGGAGAAGUCACAGGCGUGAGGGAAGAUCUUCUCUUGACCGCCUUAGAAGAGGGUUUUGUGCCGGUGGUGGCCACAGUGGCUGCAGAUGACGAGGGAAACUUCCUGAACGUGAAUGCAGACAUUGCGGCGGCGGCCAUUGCCCGAGCGUUGGAGGCAGAUGAGUUCGUGCUGAUGACGGACGUGCCGGGCAUCUUGCGCGACGUCAAGGACCCCGGAUCUCUGAUCUCAGAGGUGGACGAGACAGGUGCCGAACAGCUGAUCGAGGAAGGCGUAGUGGCGGGUGGAAUGAUUCCCAAAGUGACCUGUUGCUUAAGGGCCAUCAAGGAUGGUGUACAGGCCACACACAUCAUCGAUGGCCGCCGGCCGCAUGCCAUCCUGGAGGAGCUGUUCUCUACUGGCAGCGACAAACAGGGCACCACCAUCCGUAGGAGCUGA